GGCUAGAUUGACGUUGACUAAUGGCGUCCCGAGUUACGCUUCUGGCCUAAACCGUUUAUUCGUCAGUUACCUUUGAGGAAUGAAUUAUCGCUAUUACCAAGAAUGGAAGACGAUUAUCACAAAGCUGGGUUAUACAGAUGGAAAAGACAAACAAAACCUCGGAUACAUUCCAGGGCUCAAAAGGUGACAACUACAGAUGAUAUUAAGCACUGGAUUGAGAAGCUGCAUCAAAUCUUGCUGCUGAGGCUGUGCUGGGAAGAGACAACAUCAUGCAAUGUACCUGGGCGAGUGCGAGGUCAACAGGCUGUGCAGGAGAUGUCAGAUAAUGCAAGAAUACAGAAUGAAGCUUAUGAAGAAGCUGAAGAAUUGCUUCGGCAAUGGAUAUCCGAAAAGGUCACUCAUUCCAAAGAUGGAGCUGAACCUGAUGCUGAUGUUGAAACUGAUGACCCCUGGCGACAGCAGGAACUGGGCUCAAAGGCUAGACGAGAAUGGAACAGCAUGCUGAAUGGGAAUUUUGAGGAAUUUAGUGGCAUGGGGUUUGCAUCAAAUGGAAAAAGAGAAAGCAGCUUAGAAGCCGAUCCAUUUGCUAACUUGUACAACAUGGAGGAGGAUGAGGCAGUGUCCACAGUGAUUAAAACCAUGCUUGAGAAAGAAGUGGUAAGGUCAGACUUCAAGAAGGACUUGGGAUUUGAGUCUGAUCAGAAGUUUCAUGACCCUCGGUCCAAAAUGGAACUUCGGCACCAACGUGUCCGAGAAAAUCGAAAAAGGGAGCAAAAAUUGGAAAAAAAGAAGAAAGAGGCAGAGGUUAGGAAACAAGCGCGACUAACAGCUCAUCAGAUUGUUUUGAAGGAGGAGAAGGAUCGUUACCUCCGAGCCAAACAAGAGGAGCUGCAGAUCCGUCAGCAAAUGAAUGCCAUUCGCAAGGAAAUGGCCGAGCAGCACAAAGCUCAAAUGGAAGAGAAACUGAGGCUGAAAAUGAACAAGAAGUACUGGCUUAUCAAGCUCAGGGCUAUGCUUCAUAGGCAUUUCUUGGCCUGGCACAACAUUGUCAUCCAACGACGCAUGCAGCUUGGCAAAGCACGUGCUCUUGCUGACUGGAAACUGAUGCUGCGUGUAUGGAAUGCCUGGAGGUCACUGGUGCGCUCUCAGCAUCUUACACUGGAGACUGAACAGCAUCAAAAGAAUGUUGCAGAAGAAAAUAGGAAGAAUCUCAUAGCAACACGGCACCACCACACAAUCACGCUACACCGUCAUUUCAACAUGUGGCGAGAGUGGGUCAUCAAGCAGCAGGACCAGAGAGCCUUGCAAAAGAUGCAGCAAGAGACGCGAACCAAGAUGCUCAACCUGCUGAAAGCUGUGACAGAGGUGGGGUUGGGAUCAGCCCCUCCUUCUCACACUCCACCAAGGGAAAGGAAUGGCACAGACAGCAAGAAGAGUAGAUCUGGUCCAUCUACACACAGAAGUGGUUCAGAGAGCCAAGGGCAUGCCAUUCCAAGAGAAGCAUGGCAGGUGAAAAAGCAUGUGAAACUGACCAAAGAGGAGAUUAAAAACCUGAGCAGGAACCCCACUAACGAGCAGCAGUAUGAAGAGGUUCCUCAGCAUGAUGACUUGAAGAUCAGACGCAGGUUUGGUACCCAGCCAUGGAUGAACAAGCGGUAUGUUGUCAACAACUUUGAGCACCGCUUUAUGGCACAGCAAAAGCUACUUCAUACCCAGCAAAGUGAGAUCCGUGAGCAGCGACGCCUCCUUCAAGAACUGAUGUCAGGGCAGCAGGUGCAGUCCCUUCAGACGAAUUUGCGUGAGCAGCAUGAGAGGAGUGGGGAUGACCAUGUUCAGGACAUUGAAGAAGAUUCCCCAGUGAAAGGAUCAAGCAGUGCCAGAAGUGAGAAAAGGAUGGCAGGCGGGGACGGUGCUAGCAAACAGAUGACAAUCGUCAGACAAGAGCUUAGCCCAGACACCUCAAGGACAGACAGGUCUGCCACAAGAGAAUUCCCUCCCACUCACCAAGAUGUGAUAAGUAGAGGGAAUACUUGCAGGUCAGAAGUUAGCACCUUCAGGAGUGACCACAGUAGCAGUGCAGUCAGCCAGAACCAUGCAAAUAAAUAUCUUCAAGUCCUUGAAAACAUGGACAAGAGAGCAAAGGAGAGAGCACGAAUGAAGGCAGAGAGGGACGAGAAACGUCGCAGAGCAGAAGAAGAGAGAUUGGAGCGCCUGAAGCAGGAAGAGGAGGAUCAUAAAAAGAAGGAGGAAGAAGAGAAAAGAGCAAGGGCUUUGGCGUACAAAGAGAAGAAGCGGCAGGAAAAACAGAAAGAGCAGGAAAGGCAAAAUGAACUUCAGCGACAAAUAGAACUGAAUGUGAGGGCAGAUGAGCACUACAGGAAGGCAUUGAUGAAGUUCUGGGUGUUAGUGCCCUUGAAGAAAAUGGUUGAGAUGGCACAGGAGAAGAUGAAAGUGGCUGAACAUCAUCAUAAUCUAUGCAUGAUGAGGCUAACAGUCAAAGCUUGGAAAACAUUCACAGAUGAGGUCACAGCAGAGAAAAAAAGGCUUGCCGACGAGCUUUACGGCUACAUCAUUGUGCGGCAUUGUUUCAAGAGCUGGAAGAGUUACAAAUACCGAGCAAUGUUCUUGGAACGACGAGCAGACAGAUUCUAUAGUGACUUAAUUGUGCCUAAAGCUUUUGAUGCAUGGCGCCAGUUCACAAAUGAAGAGAAGGAAAAGGGAGAGCAGCAGAUGCAAAAGGCAGCAGAAUUCUUUCCCUUGCACCUGCAACGAAAAGUUUUCCGAGCCUGGCGGCGGUUCCCAAAGGAGUUGCAAAGAGAGGCGGAGCGAGAGAAGCUGCGAGCAGAAAUGAGACGAAAAGUGGCUGUCUUGUUACCCGACUUUCAGCCUUUGCAGUCAGUCAACAACAGCACAGACUCUUUUAACUUUUCUUGAUUUUUUAACUCCCCUAGAAACCACAAAUUUUAAAAGUGUACAACUCUUAAAAUGGUUAUAAUCUACUGACCAAGAUUUAUCUUUGCCACAAAAUGUUUAUGCACAAAAGAUCUAUAUAUGUUUGUGUGUGAGAGAGUGUGUGUGUGUGCUUGUAGAUUUUAGCAUAGUCAGAUAUGUUGGGGUGUGUGAGAGAGAGAUAGUGUCUGUAUGCCUGUAGAGUUUUGUAUACUCAGAUGUGGGGCAGUUGUCAGAAGUUUGAGCAUGAAACAAGUUAUUCACUAUCAUUGCAACUACUUUUACUUGAGUCUUGGAAGCAUGUUAAGAGACUUUCUAAAGAGAAAAGUAACCAUGAGGGUGGGGUGGAUUGGUUAGCAAAAUGGUUCAAGCAAGGGCAUAGACUAGCUGCAGUGAUACUUCUGUCAGACAGCAUGCUUCCUGCUGUUGACCUUGACCUGUAGAAGACUAGGGAAGGAAAGGCAAAGAUGUCUCAUUCACAAAUGCCCUGCUCUCAAGAUUGGUGCACUCACAUAUGCCCUUAAGAUGUCUGCAGUUUCAAAUGCCCUUCCAUUAAAAAACAAAGCAUUUUGAGAUUAUGCAUUUUUCCUCAGAAUUAUACAUAAUGACGUGAAAGCAGAAAACUGAAUUAGCUGUGUGAAAGGCUAACCGGAGUGCAAUAUUUUUUCUUUAUGCUCUGGUUUAGUUCAUUUUAAAAUAAGAAUUCCCAAAAUAUGAUUACAUGAUUAUGCUUACUUUUUAAGAUAUAAGCUUUCAAACAUCAGCAUUCUCACCUGCCACUAGAAAAGCAGGAGAAAUUAGAGAGCUCUGUUGGCUGUAAGUGGUAUUUGUAACAGUGUGGCUCAGUAAAUCUAUUCUUGUCUUCAAGUCCAAUGAAGAAACAUUGAUCAAAAAUUGUGUUCAAGAAGCAAUUUUUUUUUUUUUUUUUGCGCAGAAAAUGAAACAGCUGAUUUUGCAUACAGCCCUACAGUUCUGAACUUUACUUAGAAGUUAAGGAUGAUCAGGCCCAAGCUUUGAUUGAAGUUUAAAAAAUUAAAAUUUUUAAGUGAUUUCAGACUGGUCUCCAGAUCUAAAUGUAAUGGGCAAUAAUCAAGGUCAUUGCAGUCUGUUUUGUAUAAUUAUUAAUUUGCUGUUACGAAGUGGGUGCAUUUGACUUAAUUUUUCCAUGUGACUACUGAUAGCAACUUUUAUAAAACCAUGAAAAAUAAUUUGAUACAUAUUUAUUGAUGUAAAAACUUAUUUCUCCUCAUUUAGCUUCAUGCAAAUUUUACUAUUUAGUCGCACGUUCCCAUUUAAGAUGUCAGGUGUUUUACCACUAUCAGUUCUUUUUUAAUUGUUUUGAGCUGCACAUCAAUGGUGCCUUAACACUGUUGUUUUUAGCAUUGUGCUGGAUAAGGUUUGUGAUAUGUUUGUGACUGUGUCACAAUGUUACUUGUAGACCAGAACAGUGUAGAAAGCACCAAUCUUGUGUAUCUGGUGCUUGAUCUUUAAACUUUUUAUCUUAUCAUCAAUCAAAGUUGGCUAUAUUGUUUUUGUAUAGUUGACAUGUUGUAGGAAGAUCUCUUUGUUUUACUGAACACCUAAGACUUGUCUUUACUGUAUAAGUCACUGGAUAAUAAUUGCUUUUAAACUGUU
Messenger RNA from Pomacea canaliculata, 4584 nucleotides. Its product is annotated as coiled-coil domain-containing protein 191-like. Gene Ontology annotation, molecular function: phosphatase binding. The record is from RefSeq and is a predicted model, not a curated record. NCBI's taxonomy places the organism in Eukaryota, Metazoa, Mollusca, Gastropoda, Architaenioglossa, Ampullariidae.